AUGUUUAACGCGUGCAAGAGAGGCUCUAGCUCGGUAUCAAGAAUUUUUAGCUUCGUCAGAGUCACCAAUAGAAUAUCUACUCCUAAUCCAUUAAUUCUUCGCAUUCCUAUUUUGUCUAAUCAUAAAACCCUAUCAGAAACACGGUGGAUCCACAUCUCUUCUGCACUCAAGAAUCAAACAAGUGAAAUUAACGCUCACCAACGUCGAGAUGUCACAAAGUUUGAGGAAUUGGCAGAGCACAACAUGGUACACCCAAACAUAAUUCAAGAGAUUACUCAGAACAUGAAGCUCCACACAUUGACAGAAGUACAAGUUGCCACGAUUAAUGAAGGAUUACAGGGAGUUGAUAUAAUUGCACAAGCCCGAACAGGUACUGGAAAAACUUUAGGGUUUUUAAUCCCUACAAUUCAAAACAUACUCCGAAAAAGCCCAGAACUUGCGACUCGACAGAGGUAUUCCAAGGCUCGGCCAUCCGAUAUACGUGCAAUAAUAAUAUCUCCAACUCGUGAAUUGGCCGAGCAAAUAGCAGUUGAGGCGCAAAAACUCUGUCAUAGGACUGACUUAAUCGUACAAGUCGCAGUUGGCGGCAAUAGUAAACGUCGUAUGUUGAUGAAAACACAACGAGAAGGCUGUCACCUUCUUGUAGCCACUCCAGGUCGAUUGAUGGACCUCUUGACGGAUGAAAGUAGCGGCGUCUGUGCUCCAAAUCUAACAAGUCUGGUCUUAGAUGAGGCUGACCGACUUCUUGAUGAUGGGUUCUCAAGGGACAUUGAGGAAAUAGUAAAAAUCCUUCCUGACCGACGAGUCAUUGAUCGCCAAACUCUCCUCUUUUCCGCUACCGUUCCGAAGGAAGUCAUGCACUUGGUGCGAAAAACCUUAAAGAGUGACUUUCAUUUUGUACAAACUGUCAAGGAAGGCGAGCUUGCGACGCACGAAAAGGUACCUCAGAACAUAAUUAUCGCUCCUGGAGUCGAAAACUGGAUGCCUAUUCUUGUUGAAAUAUCUAAGAAAGCAUUAAGCGCUCAGGACGAAUUACACAAUACCUCUCCCUCAGAACAAGCUAAACCAUUCAAGGCGAUAGUUUAUUUUACAUCCACAGCUCAAGUAAAACUUGCUUACGAAAUUAUAGCCGGACUCAAGCCUGAAAAUCAAGGCUCUAGACAUCCAUUAUAUCCAGUACAGCUAUUCAUUAUUAAUGGCACAAUGACCCAAGAAGCGCGGACUCGUGCUGCUUCAAACUUUCGUCGAUGCUCAAGUGGUAUGUUGUUUUCCACUGACGUGACUGCACGAGGAAUGGACUUUCCCGGUGUCUCCCAUGUCCUUCAGUUUGGUCUUCCCCCGAACAAAGAACAGUAUAUCCACCGAGUCGGCAGAACUGGUCGUGGUGACAACACUGGUGAUGGUUUUAUAAUCAUUGACCAGUCCAAUCUUGAAAAUGGAAAGCGUAUGUUACGUGGUCUGCCGAUAAAAGAAAACAAGUCCAUCGAGACCGCAAAGGUCGACAUGUCAAGUAGUGCACAGAUACCUGAAAGUAUCGCUGGAAUCUUCUCUCAAGUUGCUGAGGCUACACAGGCCAGUAGUCGUCGCUCCAAAGAAGCUGCAUACAAGUCCUCUCUAAAUAACCUCAAGACUGAUGAGCAGUGUCUAGCCCUAGCACGAUGGACCAAGUAUGGAUGGGGAUUUGACGAGCCACCGCCCAUUUCAUCGACCCUAGCGAACAAACUAGGCCUACGGAAUCGACCAGGAAUCAACAUUGGAAGACCCACAGAAUUUCCAGACGAGCCCGAACCAAGAUUCAACUCUCGAGGACAAGGAGGUUACCAAGAUAGAGCCGGAUUUGGAAACCAGAGCGGAGCCAGAAGCAAUUUUAGGAGCCGCGGUGGAGAUAGGGAUAGCUUUGCAAGUCGUGGCGGAGAUCGAGGUGGCUUCCAAAAUCGCAGCGGAGACAGGGAUAGCUUCGCAAGUCGUGGCGGAGAUCGAGGUGGUUUCGGUAGCCGUGGUGGAGAUCGAGGUGGCUACGGAAACCGUGGUGGAGAUCGAGGUGGCUUCCAAAAUCGCAGCGGAGACAGGGAUAGCUUCGCAAGUCGUGGCGGAGAUCGAGGUGGUUUCAGUAAUCGCGGUGGGGAUAGAGGCGGCUUCGGAAACCGCUCAGGAGAUCGAGGGGGGUUUGAACGACGGAGAUGA
Messenger RNA from Blumeria graminis f. sp. triticale, 2184 nucleotides. The record is from the annotation of a GenBank genome assembly. NCBI's taxonomy places the organism in Eukaryota, Fungi, Ascomycota, Leotiomycetes, Helotiales, Erysiphaceae.